UCUCUGUUUCCUCUUCUCGUUCUGCCUCAUCCCUUCUCCGUGUCAUCGCUACAAAAUGCGUGCCAAAUCAUUGCCGAGCUUCACUCUUCUCCUCUCCAUCCUCGUGCUCUUGAUCAGCUUCUCGCGGCGGAUAAAACCAGCCGCAGCGGACGCGUCAGAGACGGGAGGGUGCGAGGUCAGCAGCCGCUGCGGAGAUGCUGUAGACAUUAGCGACCCCUUCUGGCUCAGUGGGGGUGGUGCAUUCUGUGGCGAUCCCGCUUUUGAAGUCGAGUGCACAGGUGGUCUCCCCAUUCUGGCGAACUCCUUGGGAGGAGGGUCGUACUUUAUCAAACAGAUCUUCCACCGUAACAAGUCAUUGUUGGUUGCCAACACCCAAUUCGCACGCAGCGACUGCCCGAUCCCCCACGACGAUUCCCAGUUAGGACUCCAUGAUCACGUCGACCAUCACUUCACGAUCAGCACCGCCAACAAAGUGCUCUUCUUGUUUCGUAACUGCUCGAAAAUCCCACCCGAGGAUCACGAAAGGAUACGGUGCGCUAAUGAUACUUUCGCUGAACUCGGUGAAAGCUAUGACUACCCAAAGCCGCCGAAUUGGUCGAGCGAGUGUGAGGUGGUCAAUGCACCGGUUUUCCCGUAUGGUGCAGAGGAAGAGAGUGGACGCACCAACUACGAGGAUCUCCUCAAGAACGGAUUUCUGGUGGAAUGGUGGUCGAACCCUGAAGGCUGUGAGGAAUGCAGAGAGAGCGACGGGAAGUGCGGGUCUCAUCACGAAACAGGGGACUUCGUCUGUCACUGCCCACGAGGAUGGGAUGAACCCAGCAGUUGCGGAAAACGACACAAAAAUAUGAACAAGCUUGUAAUAGGAAUUUGUGUAGGCGUAGGCUGCUUGGUCAUGGCAAGCUUCUGCUGCUUCUUUUAUUACCAUUGCAGCUGGAGGAGAAAACAGCAAACAUCAUUUCUGCUAUCGCGAAACGUCUCUUCCCAUCCAACUUCUGAGAGUGAUCUAGAAUUCGGCAGCGAACAAUACCAUACCCAAAUCUUCAUGUACGAAGAACUGGAGGGUGCCACGGAUGGCUUCAGUACCUCAAAUGUGCUCGGUGAUGGCGGAUUUGGCACUGUCUACAAAGGAAAGCUCCGUGAUGGUCGAACGGUGGCCAUCAAGCGAUUCUACAAGAACAACGACAGGCUCGUCGAGCAGUUCAUCAACGAGGUCUACAUCCUCUCUUCCAUCCGCCACCAGAACCUCGUCACCCUGUACGGCUGCACCUCCCGGAGCAGUCGCGAGCUCCUCCUCGUGUACGAGUACGUGCCCAACGGCACCGUCGCAGACCACCUCCAUGGCUGCCGUGCAUGCGAGGGGGCCCUCACGUGGCCCCUCCGGAUGAGCAUCGCCAUCGAGACAGCCGACGCACUCAGCUACCUCCACGCCAUCACGCCCCAAAUCAUCCACCGAGACGUCAAGACCACCAACAUCUUGCUCGACAGGAGCUUCCAUGUCAAGGUUGGGGACUUCGGGUUAUCCAGGCUUUUCCCGGUCAACGCCACCCACGUAUCCACCGCACCACAGGGCACGCCCGGCUACGUCGACCCCGACUACCACCAGUGCUACCAGCUCACCGACAAAAGUGAUGUGUACAGCUUCGGGGUGAUGCUGGUAGAGCUCAUAUCUUCCAAGCCUGCUGUGGACGUCAGUAGGCAGAGCCGUGACAUCAAUUUGGCCAACAUGGCCAUCGACAAGAUCCAAAAGCAAGAACUGGAUCAGCUGGUCGAUCCAAAGCUCUGGUUUCGGUCGGACUGCAACAUAAGGACGAUGAUCGAGCGGGUGGCUGGAGUAGCGUUCAGGUGCUUGCAAGCGGAGAAGGAGAUGAGGCCUCCCAUCAAAGAGGUUCUCGAGGUACUGAAAGGGAUAGAGGAUGAGGGACGCAACGGCGCGAAGGGUGUGGAAGCUGAUGCUACGGUAAAUGACGAAGAUUGCUUGCUGAGGAAGAAGUCGCCGCCACAUUCGCCAGACUCUGUUGCAACACGGUGGGAAAGCAAGUCGACGACACCAAACUAUAGUGCUUGAUGAGGAUUUCCAGGGGAGAUCGAUGUUUACGUGUGCUAUUAAUGGGUUGCCGGUCGGCUGAACCGCCGGCUUCUCAGAAACCAA
Messenger RNA from Musa acuminata subsp. malaccensis (wild Malaysian banana), 2149 nucleotides. RefSeq names its product LEAF RUST 10 DISEASE-RESISTANCE LOCUS RECEPTOR-LIKE PROTEIN KINASE-like 1.2. Gene Ontology annotation, molecular function: polysaccharide binding; protein kinase activity; ATP binding. Gene Ontology annotation, biological process: protein phosphorylation. The record is from RefSeq and is a predicted model, not a curated record. Lineage: Eukaryota; Viridiplantae; Streptophyta; Magnoliopsida; Zingiberales; Musaceae.